CGGCGUCACCUAUUCCGCCACGUGGUAAACCAUCCCAGAACCUUGUUACGGGUGGUGAGCGAAAAAGACGCGUCACGUUGCUAAGCACGAUGUAAACAAACAGCAACAGACUGGACGCGUCAGACACUCCAAACGUCUUUGACUAAACUGGUGCGCUUGUAUGUUCGUUCCACGUCAAAUUAAACGGAAACGCCCUUUGCCGUCAAAAGAGUUUGCGGAAAAUGCACCGCCUGCUAAGGAGGCGCCGGUACCUGAUGUUGUUUAUGAAAUUCCCAUACAUCCAUCAAGAAAAGAACCAUUGAAAGAAGCACCGGACGUGACACACACCAUUAAGACUGCUACACAGAAAACGGAGAAAAAUGACUUGUCACAAGUUUUUCAAGAUACAGUUCUCAGUGCAGUUGAGCUCCAGUUUAUGAAGAAUCCUGACCAAGAUAACUUCCACAUCUCGACAUUACUUCUUGAUGACGAUGAGCAAAAAUGGGCUUCAGUGAAGCCGGCACCUACACAAAAAACACUCUCUGCUGCCCUAAAAGCGUCGAAAAGCAGUUUCUUUUCGUUCGACGAGAAUACUUUCCAUGUUCAUCGCAACGAAGCCUUUCCCUCUCGGCCUACUGCGAGUAUGUUUGACAGAAUUGUCUACGUAGAGUCAUUCCCCGCGACAAUGUCAGCAAAACCGAUGCAUCUUCUGGGUGUGCUACGACCCGUUAUGCGGCAAUGGCUUCCCUUUACAAAACUCAUCUCGACCCCAGAAGGUUAUGCCUUUGUCGAGUGCUGGAAGUCAGUUACUCAAGAGCAACUGAACCAUGUUCAAGCGCCUUCAGGCUUUACCCUUUUGUCUCGGGCAGAGUGGACACUGCGUGAGGAGAUGUACAUUGACUGUAUCGUUGGCGACAGUAAGCGAGCUACCCAACGCUUGCAACAGAGCCAAGCCCGAAGAAACCAGGGAGCUCUCGUUCGUAAUUCCAAUUUGUCUCCAUCACCCGACCCAACAAAGCCGUCGCCCCAUCACGAAAAUCCUUCCUUGGAUUCCAAUUAUCCUAAGGGACUUCUCACACGACUGUGCAACCUUCAUCCCUUGACUACGAAGUCCAACAUCCAAGCAUUUCUGGUGCAUCUGAUGAAGCAAGCCAAGCAGGACAAUGUCUGCAUCCAGUACAUUGAUUACCGCAAGGACGAAGUGGAAGCCAUUGUCCGCUGGAAAUACGCUGACCAAGCAUCUUUGUGUAUAUCAGAGCUAAAACGGCAGAAAAGAAAAAUGAGCGCCGCAGAUGACGUCGUUGGCAUUCGUACAGCAUCCGAAUUUGUUGAUGCCGAGCUCAUUGCGGGCUCCGAAGAAGCAUCCUACUGGCAACUCAUUCCGCCGAAAAGGCGAUAAUCUUGAUCGUCUUACCUGACCCCACAACACGCUUACCGCGACAAUGAAGCCGACCAACACAAACAAACAUACACCCUGUAUACCGUCGGUCUUCACGGCAUUCAAUUGAACCGCCCCCCCUUCCUCCCCAUCCCAUAACGUGAUGACGUAACGAUGCACAUGCAGAUCACGACGAUCACAAACACUCCUGCUUGGUUGAUCAGGGAUGAGCGAUCAGAAGGAUCUACGCUGUUGCAAUUCCCCGUAAUGAUCGCCACCAAGGAGUUUGAAGAUCACUCAUAUUCUCCGCAAAAAGGCAUCUGAUCGCCUUGUCCCCGUAUAUUGUCGGUCCUGACGCAACUUUUUCUAAACUAUGAUUGGCGCAUUACAUCCCAUGAUGCUUAAUUUAAAAGAUAGGAGGUAAUCUGAUAAUUUUAAAGUUACGCGAUAAUAUCUCUUUUUUAUUUUGGUG
This is a messenger RNA of Schizosaccharomyces japonicus yFS275, 1829 nucleotides long. Its product is annotated as F-box protein Pof8. Lineage: Eukaryota; Fungi; Ascomycota; Schizosaccharomycetes; Schizosaccharomycetales; Schizosaccharomycetaceae. The record is from RefSeq and is a predicted model, not a curated record. The coding region runs from base 161 to 1378 and encodes 405 amino acids. Gene Ontology annotation, biological process: telomere maintenance via telomerase; snRNA processing; telomerase RNA stabilization. The transcript has a single exon. Gene Ontology annotation, molecular function: RNA binding; telomerase RNA binding. Gene Ontology annotation, cellular component: telomerase holoenzyme complex; chromosome, telomeric repeat region; ribonucleoprotein complex.